Molecule: messenger RNA, 1468 nt
Organism: Larimichthys crocea (large yellow croaker)
Lineage: Eukaryota; Metazoa; Chordata; Actinopteri; Sciaenidae
Gene: fen1
Product: flap structure-specific endonuclease 1
Exons: 12
Coding region: 153-1295 (380 amino acids)
Cellular component (GO): nucleus
Molecular function (GO): magnesium ion binding; 5'-3' exonuclease activity; DNA binding
Source: RefSeq, a predicted model, not a curated record
CCCCAUACGUCUUUGACGCUGCCGCGCUCGACAGAUCGACAGGUGAUGUCUGCCAUUUGAUUUCCCGCGAAAGAGACGCUUGUUCCGCGCGCCAGAAGACGCCGCAUAAAGCCGAGCUUGACGGUCGACAGUUUGAGCUUCAGACCAACACCAUGGGAAUACACGGGCUUGCCAAGCUGAUUGCUGACCAGGCCCCUGGUGCCAUCAAAGAACAAGACAUCAAGAACUAUUUUGGUAGGAAAAUCGCUAUAGAUGCCUCCAUGUGUAUCUACCAGUUCCUGAUUGCUGUGCGACAGGAUGGGAAUGUUCUGCAGAACGAGGAUGGAGAGACAACAAGCCAUCUCAUGGGAAUGUUCUACCGGACAAUCCGCAUGCUGGAACACGGCAUCAAACCCGUGUACGUGUUUGAUGGCAAGCCCCCACAGCUCAAGUCAGCAGAGCUUGAGAAGAGAGGGGAGAGGAGGGCAGAAGCUGAGAAGCUGUUGGCUCAAGCUCAGGAAACUGGGGAACAAGAGAAUAUCGACAAAUUCAGCAAGCGCCUGGUAAAAGUCACCAGGCAGCAUAAUGAUGAGUGCAAGAAGCUGCUGACCCUGAUGGGAGUGCCUUACAUUGAGGCUCCAUGUGAGGCGGAGGCCACCUGUGCUGCCCUGGUUAAAGCAGGAAAGGUGUUUGCCACGGCAACAGAGGAUAUGGACGGGCUGACGUUUGGGACAAAUGUCCUGCUCAGACACCUCACGGCCAGCGAAGCAAAGAAACUUCCUAUCCAGGAGUUCCACUUCAAUCGAAUCCUGCAGGACAUCGGUCUGACCAAUGAACAGUUCAUAGAUCUGUGUAUUCUGAUGGGCUGUGACUACUGCGCUACCAUCAAGGGGAUUGGCCCCAAGAGAGCCAUCGACCUGAUCAAACAGCACGGCAGCAUCGAGGAGAUCCUAGAAAACAUCGACCCCAACAAGCACCCUGCUCCAGAAGACUGGCUGUACAAAGAGGCCAGAGGUUUGUUCCUGAAGCCUGAAGUGGUGGAUUGUUCCACAGUAGACUUGAAAUGGAAUGAGCCAGAUGAGGACGCACUGAUCCAGUUCAUGUGUGACGAGAAACAGUUCAGUGAGGACAGGAUGCGUAACGGCUGUAAGAAGAUUUUGAAGAGCCGACAGGGCAGCACACAAGGACGACUGGACUCUUUCUUCUCCAUCACUGGAUCUCUGUCCUCCAAACGAAAGGAACCUGAAGUUAAAGGGUCGGCAAAAAAGAAGCAGAAGACUGGAGCGACGCCGGGCAAAUUCAGGAAGGGAAAAUAGACUGAACGUAGGGCUCCUUUGAUUCUCUGGGGGUGAUGACGUUUAAGCCAGAAACCAGUAAGCGUUUGUGUGUGAUGAUUAGCUUAGCUGAACAGCUGUGUAUGUACAUGACCAAACAUUUUGUUGAUGUCUAAUGUUCUGUUAUUGAAUAAAAGUAUUGACCUUUUUAUAGA